CCCUCAUUUUCCAUUUUCACCCCAAGAGUUCCAUCAUUUACGAGCCUAUACCCUCCCUGAUCUUUGUUCAUCGCGCAGCCGCUGCAUUGCAGAACCCCCGUCGCAGCCUCCGGCGGCCGUAAAUCCUCCGAAUCCGGUACCGAUUCUUGCUUUCGUCUAGGACUACCAUCUCUCUCCUCAACUUGGACCUUGCUCUCCGCAAAACUUAAAAAGUUGCUGGUGUCUUCUGGAGAACUUUUGGAUAAUCGCUGGUCAUGAUACUGAGCAACAACUUAAGCUGCAAAACCCAUUAUGAGAUAAUUGGUGCGAAGGAAGAUGCUAGCCUAGAAGAAAUCCGUAAAAGUUACCGGUCUGCCAUUCUCAAUUUCCAUCCAGAUAAACUGCAGAAACCAUCUGAAACGUCCAAUCCUGAAAGCGUGAUGGGGAAUCAAUUUUUAGAGGUGCAAAAGGCCUGGGAAGUCCUUGGUGAUCCAAGAUCUCGGGCGCUUUAUGACAAUGAACUGAGAACAUUGAGACAGGAUGUUAUAACUGCAGAAGACAUAAGCUUAGAGGAUAUGGCUAUUGAAGAUGUUGGUGGUUGUUUGGAACUAUCCUACCGUUGCAGGUGUGGUGAUUUCUUCUCAAUUGAUUCUUCUGAGUUGGCAGAAAUGGGCCAUCCAUUUUCCAGGGAUGGGAAUGGAAUUUCUUUACAGGCACCCUCGUCUUUACCUGCAUCCAUCAUUCUUCCAUGUGGGUCUUGCUCUCUCAAAAUCCGACUUGUCAUUGAUGCCGAUUUUAAACUCCCGUCUGAACCGAAUAGUUGAUUAUCCCCUUUUCUCUGUUGCCCUUUUUGAUGCAUCAGUAAUUUUGACAGGUAAUCUGAUGCUUAAUUUACACUAUAAUCUCCUGAUAUCCAUGACAAGAAUUUGGUUUUGUUGUUA
Molecule: messenger RNA, 920 nt
Organism: Sesamum indicum (sesame)
Lineage: Eukaryota; Viridiplantae; Streptophyta; Magnoliopsida; Lamiales; Pedaliaceae
Product: DNAJ heat shock N-terminal domain-containing protein
Biological process (GO): protein histidyl modification to diphthamide
Cellular component (GO): cytosol
Molecular function (GO): metal ion binding
Source: RefSeq, a predicted model, not a curated record